Drosophila bipectinata is the source of this 549-nucleotide messenger RNA. RefSeq lists its product as uncharacterized. Lineage: Eukaryota; Metazoa; Arthropoda; Insecta; Diptera; Drosophilidae. The record is from RefSeq and is a predicted model, not a curated record.
AUGGCAACAUUCUGGCUGGUCAGUGCCUUUUUCGGAGCCUUUCUUCUCUUCAGUUUGGAUUUCAAUGAUGCAGUCGUGUUCAAGUUCACCAACUUUGCCUGCGAGAGCUAUAACAAAACGUGGUUUACUUUCUCCCACUGCCGACUCAAGGCCAUCAAUCGGGACAAAAUCGUCCUGAAUAUGAAUGGAACCUUGCACUAUCCGGCCCACAAGAUCAAAAUUCAUGGUAAACUUUAUAAAAAGGAAAAUGGCUACAAGCCGUGGCUCUACGAGAGAACUGUGGAUGCUUGUAAGUUUAUGCAACAGAAAUCUGACCCCCUAGUCUCCAUUAUGUAUAACUUGAUGAAGGACUUCACCAAUAUCAACCACUCUUGUCCGUACGUGGGUCCUCAGAUAGUUAAGGACUUUUAUCUAAAGCCAGAACUACUGCGUGUACCAAUUCCCACAGGCGAGUACAUGUUGACCCUAAAGUGGUUCAUCGACAAGAAGCCACAAUUCGACACUAAUUUCAGCGCUGCGUUUGUUGAAGAUAUUCUGGCAAAAAAUUAA